This is a messenger RNA of Bombyx mandarina (wild silkworm), 871 nucleotides long. Its product is annotated as ubiquitin thioesterase otubain-like. Gene Ontology annotation, molecular function: ubiquitin binding; cysteine-type deubiquitinase activity. Gene Ontology annotation, biological process: protein K48-linked deubiquitination. The record is from RefSeq and is a predicted model, not a curated record. Lineage: Eukaryota; Metazoa; Arthropoda; Insecta; Lepidoptera; Bombycidae. Gene Ontology annotation, cellular component: nucleus.
UAUUUGAAAAUGGCGGAUGAUGCAUCAAGCAGUAGCGGUAUUACCGGUAAUACGGUUGAAAAUUCAAUUAAUCAAGAUGAAUUGAUAAUGAAACAGCAACGUGAAAUAGAAAAAGAGAUAUCGGAAACAAUACCGCUGGUUGGUGAAAUUGAAGAAUUGCAGACUUUAGAGAAAGAAUAUAACGAGGAUCCGAUUUAUUUGCUCAAAGUGAAAGAUUUGUCUUCGAAAUACAAAAGCAUUAGACGAACGCGUCCCGAUGGCAAUUGUUUCUUUCGCGCGUUCUCAUACGCAUAUUUGGAACGCUUACUGACUGAUAAGCAGGAAUAUGAUAAGUUUUACGAAAUAGCAAAAAAUUCUAAAGAUAUUCUUGUCGCCUUAGGGUUUUCGCAGUUCACCGUUGAAGAUUUUUACGAAACUUUUAUGGAAGUAAUCCAAAGAGUAGGGGAACAUGCUGGUUCUACUCCGGAUUUGAUAGAAACAGUUCGUAUGGAGCUUCAUGAUAAGUUCAACAAGCAGGGAUAUUCUGAUUACAUAGUGGUGUACCUUCGUCUUAUCACAUCUGGUCAGCUGCAGACAGACCAAGAAUUUUAUCAGAAUUUUAUUGAAGGACCACGCACUGUUACUGAGUUUUGUAGACAGGAAGUGGAACCGAUGUACAAAGAGUCUGACCAUAUCCAUAUCAUAGCAUUGAGUAAUGCACUCAAGGUGUGUGUCCGAGUGAAGUACAUGGAUCGGGGUGAAGGUAGUCAGGUGAUAGCACAUGAUUUUCCAGAGGGUUCUACUCCGCUUGUCCAUCUACUUUACCGGCCUGGCCACUAUGAUAUAUUGUAUGCGUGAUCAAACAUUUUCUUACCAUAAAUUAUACUUUAUA